CCCCAAUCAUUGCCAAAGUACACACGGCUUCCUGCAUCACCAUGACAACCAUCGUAUUCUUCCGUUCCCUUCCCUUUUCUAGGCAAUAGAUCGUUGGCAAGUGACCGACAGCCUUAUUUUCAAAUCACAGGUAGAGGAGGGGAUUCAAGGUGAGCCACGCCCACUCGCUGGUAGCUUGCCUCUGUGGGGUUUUCUUGCUGAAUGAAAAAGGAAGGCAAGGAGGACAGAUCACCAGAGGGAGGGGAGAACAACCAAUCAACGGUAUUCUACGAAAACAGAGGUGGGACUUAAGGAAAAGAUUGGCGUGAGGGCAGCCAAUGCUGUGAAGCCGCGGUUCCUGCUCCACGUCGGCAUCGGGGCGACCAAGAUGGAGGCGCUGUGCCUGGAGCCAUCUCUCUACACAGUGAAAGCCAUCCACAUCUUGGACAACGACGGAGACCGUCUUUUUGCCAAGUAUUAUGACGAUACCUAUCCUACUGUCAAGGAGCAAAAGGCCUUUGAGAAGAACAUCUUCAAUAAGACCCAUCGGACAGAUAGUGAGAUUGCCCUCCUGGAGGGACUGACGGUUGUAUAUAAGAGCAGCAUCGACCUGUAUUUCUAUGUCAUCGGCAGCUCUUAUGAAAAUGAGCUGAUGUUAAUGGCUGUGCUCAACUGCCUGUUUGACUCACUCAGCCAAAUGCUGCGGAAGAACGUGGAGAAGCGGGCUCUGAUGGAAAACAUGGAGGGGCUUUUCCUGGCAGUGGAUGAGAUUGUGGACGGAGGGGUGAUUCUUGAGAGUGACCCACAGCAGGUGCUCCACAGAGUUGCCGUGCGGGGAGAGGAUGUCCCUCUUACAGAGCAAACAGUCUCACAGGUGCUGCAGUCAGCAAAGGAACAGAUCAAGUGGUCACUACUGCGGUGAGGAGCAACGUGGAACCCAGCGUCCUGACCUACUGUAUCCCCAACCACCAACUCAGAGCCCUUAUUGUCUGUCUCACACUGACCAAAAUAUAACAUGACCAUGGGUUUUGAUGUA
Messenger RNA from Heteronotia binoei (common prickly gecko), 1015 nucleotides. RefSeq names its product COPI coat complex subunit zeta 1 (gene COPZ1). Gene Ontology annotation, cellular component: COPI vesicle coat. Lineage: Eukaryota; Metazoa; Chordata; Lepidosauria; Squamata; Gekkonidae. Bases 368 to 901 code for a protein of 177 amino acids. Gene Ontology annotation, biological process: retrograde vesicle-mediated transport, Golgi to endoplasmic reticulum; intracellular protein transport; intra-Golgi vesicle-mediated transport. The transcript has 9 exons. The record is from RefSeq and is a predicted model, not a curated record.